ACGGAAGUCGUCUCAUUGUGACCACCUCUGCGCUGCGCUGCGCUGCACGGCAGCUGCACGCUCUCGCAUCCACUGUUUGACAAAACCUCCUUGGUUUGACUGUGCGAGCAGAACGUGUGCGGCGGUAAUGGCUGCCAGGGAGAGUGAGGAAGACAACAAAUGAACCCCUGAGAAACGAUUCAAAGUGAAGACUAGGAUGGUAAGCAGCCAGCCGAAGUACGAGCUGAUCCAGGAGGUGGGGCGUGGCAGUUACGGCGUGGUCUAUGAGGCAGUAGUGAAGCGCACAGGGGCCCGGGUGGCAGUGAAGAAGAUCCGCUGUCACUCUCCAGAGAAUGUGGAGCUGGCCCUGCGGGAGUUCUGGGCCCUCAGCAGCAUCCAAAGCCAGCACCCAAACGUCAUCCACCUGGAGGAGUGUAUCCUGCAGCGGGACCAGCUGGCCCAGAGGAUGAACCACGGCUCAAGCUCCCCACUCUACCUGGAGCUGGUGGAGACAUCUCUGAAAGGCGAGAUCACAUUCGACCCGUGCUGUGCCUACUACUUGUGGUUCGUCACGGACUUCUGUGACGGGGGUGACAUGAAUGCCUACCUGCUAUCCCGCAAGCCUAGCCGCAAGACCAACACCAGCUUCAUGCUGCAGCUGGGCAGCGCCCUGGCCUUCUUGCACCGCAACCAGAUCAUACACCGCGACCUCAAACCGGACAACAUCCUCAUCUCCCAGGCAUGCACACCAGCUGGUUCGUCCGAGCCCACCCUCAAAGUGGCCGACUUCGGCCUGAGCAAGGUCUGCUCCACGUCCGGACUCAACCCCGAGGAGCCAGCCAGCGUCAACAAGUGCUUCCUGUCCACAGCUUGCGGAACAGACUUUUACAUGGCCCCGGAGGUCUGGGAGGGCCACUACACGGCCAAGGCGGAUAUCUUCGCCCUGGGGGUGAUUAUCUGGGCCAUGGUGGAGCGCAUCACCUUUGUGGAUGUGGAGACUCAGAAGGAGCUGCUGGGGAGCUACGUGCAGCAGGGCUCAGAGAUUGUACCCUUAGGGGAGGCCCUGUUAGAGAACCCAAAGAUGGAGCUUCUGAUCCCCGCCAGGAAAAAGAGCAUGAACAGCCACAUGAAGCAGCUGAUCAGGGAGAUGCUGUCGGCCAACCCUCAGGAACGGCCCGACGCCUUUGAACUAGAGCUAAGACUGGUCCGUAUUGCCUGCAGAGAGCUGGACUGGGACACGUGAUGGAUGAGCAACGGCACCACAGACUCAGCCGAUCAAGCACAUGUACUGUACACAUCUCAUCAGCUACUCUUAACCUAGAACAAAACAGAGGAUUAUUGUUUUAUAACUAGGGAACAAUAAUUAAAAUAGUCAUUGUUUGUAUCAUGGCUUAAACUUCAUCCACUGUCCAAGCACAUACAGUCCUCUGCUAGCUCUGUCUUUAUAUUGAAGGGGAGAGGUGUGACACCCACCGCUGCUGCUGCUCCAAACUGCAGCUUAGUCUCAGGCUAAUCACAUCACAGCUUCCACUUCCUCCUUACAGAAUCACUUGAGUGUGAUGGAAGAGCAAAAUGACCCCAAAAGUCCUGAAUUCAAUUAGUGAAUGUCAAAGUGACAGUCAAGCAGUUUGUCUACAAAUACCAUCGUGGACUCGGUGCUAAUUGUUACUAAAUGCAGUAUGAGACAUUAUCCUGUGAUCAAUACAGUCACCUCAAUGUGUGGAAUGUUGUGAAGCCACUUGUGGCUUUGACAGAACCUGACCUACAAACUGACUUCAGCCUGGUACAUGACCACCAGCAUUAGUAUUUACACGAAGAUUUGAUUCUGUUUUGGCAUCAAAUGCAGAUAUGCCCUGAAUGCUCAGGUAAUAAAAACAUACAACUGAUGGUAUUUGUAGACAAACAUCUACUAUUAAGGUCUGUUUUGCUCAGUAGUCUUGGAGGGAAAAAUACCAAACUUUGGUGCUUGAAGAUAACAUUUUUAUUUUUUUUUUCUCUGAAGGCUGCUUCGUUGGUUGUGUGGGUGGGGGACAUUUUAUCAGUAAGGAUCCAGCCCGCUGGUGCUUGUGGUCGGUGUUUUCCUCUUACAGACUUCAAGAUAAGUUGAUUGGUCCCAGACACACCCCUAACCAGUAUACCAGAAUGUAUAACGAUCAAGACAGGUCACCUUUCAUUUAUAUAGAGCCUCAAACACAAAACAGACAAUUUUAAUUACAAAGAGCUUCACACGGUUAAUGAGGAAGAGAGCUUAAAGGAUCAUUUUGGUUUGCUGUAUUGCAACUUGGGUCUUAUUUUCGUGGUUUUGGCCAUCAUUCCAGUCGGUAAUAAUAACAUCGUACUCACCAAGUUCAAAGACCAUUUGCUAAAUCCUGCCCACCUUAGUUACUGUUGCUAUGCCUGUCAAGCUUUCUGUUCUAGUAUGGCUGUUAUGCAGUUUACAGUGAUAACUGUGGCAGGUUUAUCACUCGAAAUUUUGUGGUAAUUUUUCAAACACUUGAGCCUUGAUUUCAGACAAAUAGACAAAAGCAGCUCCUCAGUUUUCAGUAGGCAACCGUCGAUUUUGCUGGCUGAAAUGACUGUCAGAUUUAUUAGCUGUAGCUAGCUAAUGUUAUCUAAUUAACGUUAACUAUGUGAGUUGGUUAAAUAUGCAGUUGAUGGCUACAUACUUAAUGUCAUGCAAACUCAGCACCGUUUAAUGAUACAAAAAACAUAGCCCGACCAAUACUGGAUUUUUGAAGCCGAUACGAAGAUUGAUAUCAAUAUUGAUGGUCAAUAGUUUGUUGUUUUGUUUUUUUUAAAGAUUUUUUUUCACAUAAACACACAACAUAAACAAACAUUCUUGCUAUGGAUCCCUUAAAUACAUUUUACAGUUGAAAAAUCAACUUAUCAGUGCUCUCUGGUGGACAAACUAUGUAAUGGAGACACUGUUUCUAAAUGACCUCAAACCUAGUUCACCAUGUCUGUCCUGCAGUUUCUUAUUACUUAUCAGCAGACAUAUACACCGAUACGAUAUAUCUGCAAUAAGUUAAUAUCAGCCUGGCCGAUGUAUCGGCCUAGCUCUACUAAAAAACAAAACAAAACGGAAGGCUAAAGCUAACAGGUCCCAGGUGAAAAGUCACCAUGAAUGUAGAAGGCAUAGAAAUGAAGUAGCGGCAUUGUUUUUGUAUUGCAGCAGGAUAUUUUGUUCUAGCUGUGCGAUAGAUUUGGAAGUAGAACCGCUGUAAAAACGUAAUUGAGGACUGUCUGCACCUCGCUGUAAAAGCCUCCUGAGGACGUAAUUGAGGACUGUUAGCGCCUAUUCAUUUUGAAAGAGCAACGGCCAGUGGGGAAACUCCAACACUCUUGAUUUAACGUUAUCACUCAGUAAGUCAGGGACAGACUGUCACAUUAUUGGGUGACCCCGCUUUGCUGCGGUCCAGCCAAGGUUUAAGUAAUUAUAUGCUAACUCCAUACACUAACCACCACAAUUAGUUGUUAUGCUCACUCAGUUUUUUUGUGUGAUGAGUUAUUAUACUAAUAUUUCAGGUGCGCUCACUUUCAGUUUCACUUCCAAAUAAAGUAGUUUAGUUAAUCUGGAUAAACAGUUUUUUACAACUUGUCUGAUCCUGUUCCGUGCCCCAUUGGGCUUCAUCGUGGCAAUGUCGCCGUGUUCCUGGAUCUCAGCCAUUAUUUUGGUGAGUACAAUGUUAUCAUAGCCAAAAGAAAUAAUGUCCAAAACUAUGAAAAUCCAACCAAGUUCUAAUAAACCAGAAUUAUUCUUUAACAAGAAAAUGAUUCCAAACAACCGAGCGCACUAUAAUAAAGCAGGCUGGCGUACGUUCAAAAGACUUUGUGGAGUGACUCCCCCACACAUGGCAAACAAAUUAAUCUUGAGAGAAAUUAGUUAUCUGAAGGGUGAGCUGCUUGUAUUACAAGAGCAGUGACAUGAAUAUUCACAUCUGAGUCCAUUUAGACAAGAGACCUGAAUGAGUAAAAGGGGUGAGGGAUUCAGUGACUCUCACUGAAAGCACUUUUAUUUUGUUGUUUAUAUUUAUUCCUCAUAACUACCUACUGCAUUAUAUCGAGGAGCUCUGUGAGGCUGGAUUCAGUGUGAUAACUGCGUUGGUAUUUGUUUACCAGGCGAACACAAUGUCAGCCAACAGUCUACUUAUGCAUGCAGUGCCUCUCAACCUUCAGGGAAGAAGCGAGAGAAGACACCAGCACAUGCCAUCCUCCAUGAGCCAGAGGAUCUCUUGCUUUUUAAAAAAAAUACAUAAUACUGUUGUGUUUAACUUGAUCUCCUCUUACUGUGUCACUGCUCCUCAUUUCCUUUGGCUCUGGAUCUUACAGUAAUCCCUUUCUUCAUGCUACCGACAGGCUAAUUCUAAGCCUAUUAAGUUGUUGCAGCACUUGGCAGAGGAUCAUGCUUGGGACCCCUUUUGCCUUUCAGGUCAUACACAAUUUGUGCACUUUUUACAGGAACCUAUAAAACCAAACAAUCCUGGCUUCUUCAUUGCUCUCAAACUCUGGCAGAAAAUCUAGUUUCCUUUGACUUGUUGCCAAUAUUUAUCUGCUAGAUGGCCUUUAAUUCUCCCCUUAGAUAUAAUAGUUUUAUUUCCUGUCAUGAUGAGAUAGAGAUUUGCCUUAUUUUUGAAAUUCACUGUUUCCUUUUUGACACUAGAGUGGCCUCAGUGAUAUUGCACUCAAACACAGAAUUGGCAAAAGUUGUGCUUGAGAUGCACCACGUUUCACCAACUCAGUGUGAUGCUUUGGUAUGAAUAGCAAUACCACAAAUCUGUAUUAAAACGCCUGUCUGUACUGCGAGACAUCUAUGCUGCUUUGGACAAUGUUGCUUUGCUGAAAGAAUGUGGUAUUUGUGGCUUUCUGUUCACGAGCAUCAAAGUUUGGACUCAAAGUAGGUCACCCAUGUCCUCGAAGCUUUAAGCAGAGAGGGUGAUGGGUAGAGUCAUUUCCGGACUGAUUUCUUCCUUCCUCCCUCCUGUGAGGUUUGAGACAUUUGCCAAACAAAUGCUAGGUCUGGGGUAUUAAGAGAUUUCACCCUUUUGAUUUGUUGUAUUAAAUUCCUUUGCACAUGUGUAAAUACUGUAUAGGAUCAACGGGAUGAACAAGGUUGAUGUACAUUUGACUGGCUGUGCUCUGUUUUCAAGAGCCUGACUUGUUUGACAUGUAAAUUGCUGUGAUGGAUUCAAUUUUACUUCAGCUCUUAAUUCAGCUUCAGUUUACUUCAAUAAUGGAAAAGAUGUGAUAUAUUUACAGGUCAAUACUGUUGGUGUGCUAGUGAUAAUUGUCUGUUUUUCAUUGGCCUAUUGUUUGUGAAUUUGUGUAAGCAAAGCUGGUAUACAACGUGGGUUAACUCAAAUCGUCUUUUCUGUCGGGCUAUUUGGAAAUGGAACUCGGGGACAUCGAUCAAACCUUACCACUGUACUAGCCCUGAUCUAGGACCACCAGACAAUGUACCACCAUACUGCUUGGCCAUCUCCAGAUGGCAGAAAUUGCAAUGGGAGGAAUGUUGAAAAUAAGAACUCACGGGAUGGUUGGACAUCUUUUCAGCGACCGGAUGGGAGGAAAAACGACAUUAGGCAGGUUCAAAUUUACAAAACACGUGACUGAGUGAGGACUCUUCAGUUACAGUCAACACAAACCAUGUGCUAUCAUAGAUGGUGCAGGACUUCUUCUUUGCUCACCCACUGGAGUACUGCUCAGCAGUAGUGUGCUCAGCGCUGCCACCAGUGGCUGGAAGCUAUAGAGAGAAAACUAGCUGUGUCCUGUUCCCAAACUACAUACUAAUGCUGCGUUCACAUCAGACGGGACGGAUGGUAGAGAUGGGAAAGAUUUCCAUGUUUACAACUUGCAAACAUCAAGGGACACAAAAACCCCAGAGAUUACAGCGUUGGUUGUGUGAAGGUUAAAAAUACUGUGCAUUGACAGAAUAACUAUAUCCAGUAAAUGUGGGUUACUUUACAUACAAAUGAUGGACUUGGAUGUUUGACGUGAAUGCUAUUUACACGUUGGAAACUCGUAGUUACGAUAUCCAAUGUGAUCUGAACAUGGCAUAAUUCCAGACUACAUACUGUGUACAGUGUGUACUUCAUAGUAUACUCUUUUUGCAGUUAGUAUACAAGAAAUCACCAUACUUAACUGUUACUAACAGGAAAUGAAGCCACAUGUGCAUCAUUUCAGGUAAUCAAACUGACUAAACUCAAACUGUCACUGCCAAUUAAACUUCACAGACAGACAGCAAAAUGUUAAUCCAAAAGGUAAUUGUUACCAUCCACAAUUUAAAUUUUUUUUUGAGCUAUGAGAAUUUUCUCCAUUUCCUUUGUGCAUUGUGUUCUGCGAGAUUAGUUUACUUAUACUGACUGUUUUGAGUAUACUUUUAUUUAGUAACUUAUCAGUGGACACACAGCAUACUCAGUACCUGCUUAGAAUUCAUGUGUAGUGUGGAUUUAGGACAGUUAUAAUAUGAUUUCCUGUCACGGUAAAAUGGUAAAUUGUUUAUUACUUUUAUACUUCCUAACUUAUACUAUAAUGGUGAGUAUAGUACAUACUGUCCACACUUAGUAUGCAGAAUGGAAUUGGGACACAGCUUUUACACCCUCUUAUUCAGCAGCAGUGCUGUAAUAUAGCUUGUGGCCACCAGGGGCAGCACUGAGCACGCUGCUGCUGAGCGCACUCCGGUCGGUAAACGCCAUGUUUUGUAUUGACUGUAAUGUGAGAGGCCUCUCUGGGUCUGGAGGAAGUCAUAUUUUGUUGUUACCUGCGUAGCCUCAUUUCCCACCUUCUAGGUCACCGAGAGGAUUGCCCUCCAUUCAGCAACACUCUUAAUGUUAUAUGAGCAGCUCAGCGACUGCACUAUAUAAGGUCCAGUAGAUCCCCUGCAGGACUGUGAUACUUAAUACAAGUCCUGGAUCCGAUGAAGAACACACUGGGAAUCAUGUCAAAUAAUAGAUCCGAACUCAGCCAGGCAAACUUCUGCUCACACUUUUGUAUGAACAAUUGUUGCUCUUAUGUCAUUGUAAGAUAUUUUGAAGAGAAAUUAAGUUUAUCAGAAGUGGUGUGAACACCUGUCAAUCACCUGUUGAAUUGAUGGAUUUUUUAAUAAAAUGAAUUGAAAUAAUAA
Messenger RNA from Siniperca chuatsi (mandarin fish), 7099 nucleotides. It is a transcript of the gene pdik1l, whose product is annotated as PDLIM1 interacting kinase 1 like. Gene Ontology annotation, biological process: protein autophosphorylation; axon extension; autophagosome organization. The record is from RefSeq and is a predicted model, not a curated record. Gene Ontology annotation, molecular function: protein serine/threonine kinase activity; ATP binding. Bases 197 to 1222 code for a protein of 341 amino acids. NCBI's taxonomy places the organism in Eukaryota, Metazoa, Chordata, Actinopteri, Centrarchiformes, Sinipercidae. Gene Ontology annotation, cellular component: autophagosome; cytoplasm. The transcript has 3 exons.